Messenger RNA from Cyclospora cayetanensis, 1143 nucleotides. RefSeq names its product zinc finger CCHC domain-containing protein 9. NCBI's taxonomy places the organism in Eukaryota, Apicomplexa, Conoidasida, Eucoccidiorida, Eimeriidae. The coding region runs from base 1 to 1143 and encodes 380 amino acids. Gene Ontology annotation, molecular function: zinc ion binding; nucleic acid binding. The record is from RefSeq and is a predicted model, not a curated record. The transcript is spliced from 4 exons.
AUGCAAGCGAAAGCUCGCCGCGCUGCAAAGGCGGCACCGGUAGUAGAUGGUAAACAAGUGCAUGUGAUAGAGGAGCCACAGAGCUCCUGCGAGAAGGCACGGAGGCGGGAACGCAGGACUGCUGAAGUUGCUGAACCUGAAAAGACACCCCAUAAGGGUAAGCGUCUGAUCCCAGCCUCCGAGAACGCGAAACCCGAUGAAGCACGCACUGAGAAGGAAACAGCAGAGGAGGUCCUCUCCAAGCGCUCUAGGAGAGGCAAAAUCGAGGAGGUGCUGCACGAAGAGACUGGUACCUCUCCUGUCACUGGGGAGGGGCCUGGAAGCUCGCUAAGUUCUCUCCCGCCUACGCGCGGGAAGCUCCGUCGGAAGCGGGAGGGUUUCUGGGGGCCUGAGGAGAUCGCGGAGAGAAAGCGGGCUCUGCUGGAAGAGCUAGAUAGAGACAGGGUAUCCCUAUCUUCUUCAAGGCUGAAAAGGAUUAAGGCCCGACUCUCCGAGCUUUCAAAGGCAGAAAAGGGGGAGACGCAGGUUGGAGGACAGCUUGUUAAGGUCAGCAAGAAUAAGCAGCGAAAAAAGAAACAGAAGGGGUCGAAGGAAGAGUUGGAAGGCAAGGAGAGAGCUGUCAGAAGACACAAGCGGCCCCGCAUUGAUGCGCAUGAAGAGGACCCUAGAUCGAACAAACGAAGCAAAAAAAUCUGUCUCAGAUGCCGUAAGCGAGGUCACUUGCUGCAUGAGUGUCGUCAGGGAGUUUCUCAGGCUCAGGCUGAAGGCGCUGCUACCUCCGGGAUUUGUUUCAACUGUGGGAGCCACAACCACACUCUGAAGAACUGUAAGAAGCCGCGGGCAGAGGACGGAGCUCUACCUUUCGCCCUCUGUUUUAUUUGCAACGCAAAGGGUCACAUUUCCUCGCAGUGCCCCCAGUCGAAGACCGGCAAGUACCCGAAGGGCGGCUGCUGCCGGACGUGUGGCUCCAUCUACCAUCUACAGGCGGAGUGUGCGGCGUUCUUGUCGCAAAAGGCCGAGCUACAGCAGAGGCGUGAAGAGAAGAAAGCAAGACAGGGGCAAGAAAAGAAGCCCAAGGAACAGAAAUCGAAGGGAGGAGACGAAGAGGCAGACGCGUACUGGCUGCAACAACUUAAACCAUAG